AGGACCAUAUGAGAAGGGGGGUGAGUUCUCUUCAUCUCGAAGCUCAAGGCCACUCAGGAUGAUCUGACUGAGAUGACCAUCAAGUACCAUGAACUGCAGAAGGAGGUGGCGGAUCUGCGACAAGCCCAAGUGGCCAACCCUCUUCCUCUACCUCCUGGAACUGAAGCUGCAAUCGAAACUACCUCUGCCCCUCUUACCGUGUCUUCUUCUACCUCAUCUUCGAGUGUGAUGGCAACUCCUUCAGGACCUGCAGCAGGUGCACAUUCCACUGUUGCUGUAACAAGCAAUGAGGCUGGAACUUCUGCAAUUGCUGCAACCCCAAGACCGGAACCAGCUGCUGCUGGACCCAGCCACGCCAGUCCCUAUGUGGACCGGAAGGCGGUUCAAAUAUUGUCCAAAUACGACGGCAAGGAAGACAUCGAGUCCUGGAUCGGCUCCAUGAGGGCCUACUUUGAGAUCCUGGGGACUCAAGCUGAGACCCAAGCAGUUAUCAUGGGCGGGUGCAAGGUCUUCUCCAAGAUCGAUCUCAAGUCUGGCUAUCACCAGAUUGAAGUCGAUCCUGCGGACCAGCACAAGACUGCGUUCAAGAUGCGCGAUGGGCUUUAUAAGUUUACCGUAAUGCCCUUCGGUCUUACGAACGCACCAGCCACGUUCCAAAGCCUCAUGGACAAGGUCCUCCGCGAACAGAUUGGCCGGUUCGUGGUAGUGUACCUGGACGAUAUCCUGAUUUUCAACAAGUCCAUGGAGGAACACCUCAAGCAUCUUGAGGAGGUGCUUGCUAUCCUCAAGAAGACGCAGCUCCAUCUCAACUUGGAGAAAUCCGAGUUUGGGAGGGAUAGCGUCAUCUAUUUUGGGCACCGGUUGUCUGCUGCAGGCCUAGAGCCUGAGGCAACCAAGAUUGAGGUCAUACGCGAUUGGCCUCAACCUGUGAACAUUCGUGAAUUGCGUUCUUUUCUUGGUCUCGCGUCGUACUAUCGGAAGUUUGUACCCCGUGUUUCUAUCAUUGCUCAUCCAUUGUCGCGACUAACCAGCAAGAAUGUGUCUUAUUCCUGGGAUGCCGCGUGUACGGAAGCGUUUCGAACUCUCAAGGAAGCCUUGGUAAGUUAUCUGGUACUCCGCGUUGCAGACCCCAAAAUGACCUUCGUAGUUACUACGGAUGCAAGUCGGUAUGGGAUCAGUGCGGUGCUGCAACAAGAUGACGGCGAUGGCCUGCGACCACUCGAGUACUACAGCAAACGCAUGCCCAAUGUAAAGGUAGCCACUUCCACCUACAUGCGCGAGCUUUACGCUUUGCACAUGGCGUUGGAUCACUGGAAACAUUACCUGUUGGGAUGCCACUUCAAAGUGUUCUCAGAUCAUGAGACCUUGAAGUGGAUCAAAAUGCAGACUACUCUGUCCCCUACCUUGCUUCGCUGGUUUCAUGAGAUUGACAUCUUUGAUUUUGAAUUGAGGCAUAAAAAGGGUUGUUACAAUCGAGUCGCUGACGCUUUGUCUCGCCACCCUGAGUACAUGACUUGCCUUGUGAAAUCCUACGACCUCCGGAAGAAAUUGAGGGAGGAACGCGUAGAGCAGACAGCCAAGGAUCCGGAACUUAGUUCCAUCCUUGAGCAGCUGCAGGCUGAUCCUAGUAGUCAGCCUAAUUUCCACGAGUAUGGAGGACUGAUUUUUCGCCGAUACGGGAACCAUGACCGUUUGUGUGUACCCAACCAUGAGCCUCUCCGCACACACUUCUUGGACUUGGCUCAUGGCCGGAGCGGGCACUUCGGCAUGGCUAACACGUACGCUAAUUUGCUGAGACAGUCUGAUUGGCCCGGUAUGAAAGGGACAGAUGAUAAAUUUAUAGCUGAAUGUCAAGUCUGUCAACGAAUCAAACCAUGCAGACAAAAGCCCAUGGGGCUACUCACACCCCUACCCAUUUCUGAUGGUCCCCGGGAGUCCAUCUCCAUCGAUUUCACUGACAUGGGUAAGGUAAGCAAGAACGGGUUUUCACAAGUCAUGGUGAUUGUUGAUCGGUUUUCAAAGUUUCUCAAUCUAAUUCCUUUACCGCCUCACGCCCCAACAGAUCUAGUGAUUCGCGAAUUCCAGCAGAAAUACCUGUUGCAGUUCAAAACCCCGAAGACUCUUGUGAGCGAUCGGGACCCGCGUUUCAUUAGCACUGAAUGGAACGAGUUCACGUCCCACCUUGGAAUCAAACUGUGCAUGACAUCUGGCCGACACCCCGAAGCCAAUGGUUUGGCUGAGGGGAUCAACCAGACUGUAUUCCAACUACUCUGUGCGUUGAUCAUUCGUGAUCAGGAAACAUGGGAUGAGCUGUAUUCUGUCAAGGGGUUGUACAACAACUCCGUCCAUUCUGCCACCGCAACGACACCUAACAGGCUGCAUUACGGGUGGCAGAUCCGUAAUCUGCUCUCCUACUUAUUCCCUGAACAGCCAGCUGGUUUAGCACCCGGCAGGCCCGGCUUCAGGGCUAAGUAUGAUCGCUUGCUCAAAGUUGUUGCAGCCAUGACCAAGCGACAGCAUGCCAUGAUUCACCAUGCGAACAAGAAGCGCAAACCAUCGGAGAUUCAGGUAGGAAGUUAUGUCUGGGUAAAGAUGUCUGAAUUCUCAGAGGAGGAGGGAGUCUCACGCAAACUCCUCCCACUCUACUAUGGGCCUUGGGAAGUUUUGGAUGUAAUUGGAGAAGAUCACUUUGGCCCUUCGUAUGUUGUCGACGUGCCAGCUCACCUGUGCACGUAUCCCGUGUUUCAUGCAUCUAAACUAAAUCUCCAUCGUGACGCCAAGACAUUCGAUUACCGCGAAGAUAUGAUCCCUCGUGCAAUCAAGGGCGGGCAUGAGAUAGAUAGAAUCGAACAGCAUGUAGGUAAAGGGAGAAAUAGACAGUACCAGGUUCAUUUCAUGUAUCACCCGUUAGAUGAUCUUUACUGGAUCUCCAAACAGGAACUGCUACGCAGCGCACCGCGCGUUGUUAAAGCUUACGAGCGACAGAUCGCCGCUAAUGCCACACCAAAGAUCUCAGCAAGGCUCUCAGCAACAGAGUAUUCCAGGAAUCUCUUUGCCUUGCUCGCCUAUGAUGCGUUUACCGAGGACUCAGAAUGAGUUACUCGCUCGAAGGGACCUCGCUCUUGAGGGGGGGGGGAGUGUGAUAACCCGUCCGAACACGG
Messenger RNA from Chara braunii, 3161 nucleotides. The record is from the annotation of a GenBank genome assembly. Lineage: Eukaryota; Viridiplantae; Streptophyta; Charophyceae; Charales; Characeae.